GUCUGUCCUUGAAGCUAGUCAGAGGAAGACCGAACUGUUGAUCUGAUAGGUGUGCCUUGCUUUAGACAGUCAAAAUGAGUGAUAAGCCAGACUUGUCGGAAGUGGAAAGAUUUGAUAGAUCCAAACUGAAGAAGACCAUCACUGAAGAGAAGAAUACUCUUCCGUCAAAGGAAAACAUCCAGCAAGAGAAGGAGAUGGUGAAACGAUCAUAAAAUGGCAAUCUCUUUCAAAGAAUAAACAUCAACACUGGCAAA
This is a messenger RNA of Rattus norvegicus (Norway rat), 254 nucleotides long. RefSeq names its product thymosin beta 15a (gene Tmsb15a). Gene Ontology annotation, biological process: actin filament organization. Gene Ontology annotation, cellular component: cytoskeleton. The record is from RefSeq and is marked validated. Bases 75 to 212 code for a protein of 45 amino acids. The transcript has 3 exons. Gene Ontology annotation, molecular function: actin monomer binding. NCBI's taxonomy places the organism in Eukaryota, Metazoa, Chordata, Mammalia, Rodentia, Muridae.